This is a messenger RNA of Oncorhynchus tshawytscha (Chinook salmon), 1116 nucleotides long. Its product is annotated as nuclear respiratory factor 1. Gene Ontology annotation, biological process: regulation of transcription by RNA polymerase II. The record is from RefSeq and is a predicted model, not a curated record. Gene Ontology annotation, molecular function: DNA-binding transcription factor activity, RNA polymerase II-specific; RNA polymerase II cis-regulatory region sequence-specific DNA binding. Lineage: Eukaryota; Metazoa; Chordata; Actinopteri; Salmoniformes; Salmonidae. Gene Ontology annotation, cellular component: nucleus.
CUGGUAGAUCAGCGGGACCGCCGAGCUUCAGCUUCCGUGUGUUUUCGGGCUGGCUGUUCUUUGUCCUCCAUUAGAGCUCGGAUUCCCAGGCCCAUCGUACGGCGCAGGCCCGAAGUAGCGCAGCCGCUCUGAGUUAGUGUUUGAGGCUAGCACCACGCCAUGGAGGACCACAACGUUCACCAGACUGAACACAUGACCACCAUCGAGGAGCACGCCGUGCAGCAGGUACAUGUGGCCACGUACACAGAUCACAGCAUGCUGAGCGCCGACGAGGACUCUCCCUCAUCCCCUGAUGAUGACGCCUAUGAUGACUCAGACAUCCUUCACUCGGCCGGCAAUGACGAGAUGACCGCGCACCUGGCAGCUGCAGGCCCAGUAGGUAUGGCUGCAGCUGCUGCCGUAGCAACAGGCAAGAAACGCAAGAGGCCCCACAUCUUCGAGUCCAACCCGUCCAUCCGCAAGAGACAACAGACACGCCUUCUGAGGAAACUGCGAGCCACCCUGGAUGAGUACACCACCAGAGUUGGCCAACAGGCCAUAGUUCUGUGUAUCUCUCCCUCCAAGCCCAACGCUUUGUUCAAGGUGUUUGGUGCUGCGCCGCUGGAGAAUGUGGUGAGAAAGUACAAGGGCAUGAUCCUGGAGGACCUGGAGAACGCCCUGGCCGAGCACGCACCCCCCGGGGGGGAACUAACCUCCGAGCUGCCCCCCCUCACCAUUGACGGCAUCCCUGUCUCUGUGGACAAGAUGACACAGGCCCAGCUGCGAGCGUUCAUCCCAGAGAUGUUGAAGUAUUCGACGGGCAGGGGCAAGCCUGGCUGGGGCAAGGAGAGCUGCAAGCCCAUCUGGUGGCCAGAGGACAUCCCCUGGGCCAACGUGCGCAGCGACGUGCGCACUGAGGAACAGAAACAGAGGGUGUCGUGGACGCAGGCGCUGCGGACCAUCGUGAAGAACUGCUACAAGCAGCAUGGACGCGAGGACCUGCUGUACGCCUUUGAGGACCAGGUGCCACAGCACACGGCCAUGACGACAGCCACCCACAGCAUCACCCACCUGGUGCCCUCACAGACCGUGGUGCAGACCAUCAGCAACCCCGACGGCACCGUCUCCCUCAUACAG